Aspergillus sclerotioniger CBS 115572 is the source of this 1200-nucleotide messenger RNA. Its product is annotated as undecaprenyl diphosphate synthase family protein. Gene Ontology annotation, molecular function: ditrans,polycis-polyprenyl diphosphate synthase [(2E,6E)-farnesyl diphosphate specific] activity. The transcript has 2 exons. Gene Ontology annotation, cellular component: dehydrodolichyl diphosphate synthase complex; lipid droplet; endoplasmic reticulum. The record is from RefSeq and is a predicted model, not a curated record. Bases 1 to 1200 code for a protein of 399 amino acids. NCBI's taxonomy places the organism in Eukaryota, Fungi, Ascomycota, Eurotiomycetes, Eurotiales, Aspergillaceae.
AUGUCGACGUCGAUUCAUCUUUCAAGGUUCCGGAAAUGGCUGCUCGCUUCUCCGCCAAUCGAGUUUGCCAUAGGACACCUCCGGGAUUUGUUGGUAGGAGCCAUCCGACAGGGACCAGUUCCACAACAUGUCGCUUUUGUCAUGGAUGGCAACCGGAGAUUUGCCCGGACGCACGGGAUUGAGACUGUUGAAGGACAUAAUCUGGGGUUUGAGGCUUUGGCAAGGAUUCUGGAAGUCUGUUACAAGAGCGGUGUCAGAGUUGUUACGAUUUACGCCUUCAGCAUCGAAAACUUCAAGCGCUCAAAAUUCGAGGUGGAUGCUCUGAUGGAAUUGGCUAGGGUACAGUUGUCGCAAAUGGUUCAGCACGGGGAGAUCUUGGAUCGCUAUGGAGCGAAGGUCCGGGUAUUGGGUCGACUUGACCUCCUUAGGCCGGAUGUUCUCGCUGCAGUGAACCGAGCCGUGGAUAUGACAAGUGGCAACGGUAACUGCAUCCUGAACAUCUGCUUUCCGUAUACAUCGCGCGACGAGAUCACUUCGGCCGUUCGAGAAACCGUAGCCGAGUACAGCCAGCCUCUCCCGUCGUCUCGCCCUUCAACCACCUCCUCCAGGUCACCCUUCUCCGAGACUCACAUCACACAAAAUAUUCGAGCACAGGCCCAGGUUGUGAAAGGCGAAGAUGUCCCGAGCGACACGGAGACUGCGUCGGAGUCAUCAGCGGAGGGUGGAGCCCCGAAGCGCGAUCUACCGAACGGGGUCUACGAAAAUGAAUCUUCGUUUUCCUCCUCGUCGACUCUUCACCUCGCUGGGCAGUCAGAUACCACCACGAACGGGAAGGCUCCAGUAUCCGAACCUGCUCCCGGGAAAGAAAGCCCGGUCUUCAUGUCACCCGAAACGAUCACGCGUCAGACGUUAUCCGAUCACCUAUUCACUUACGAUAACCCCCCUCUAGAUCUGCUGGUCCGGACAUCCGGAGUGGAACGACUUAGUGAUUUCAUGCUCUGGCAAUGCCACGAGGAUACGGAGAUCGUCUUCCUGGACAUCCUGUGGCCGGACUUUGACCUGUGGCAAUUCAUGCCAGUGUUGUUAGGCUGGCAGCGCAGGAUCUCAAAGUCGAAGAAGAAUCCGGACGCCGAAGGGAACUUCGACGGCGAUACAUCCGACUCCAUUGAGGAGAGUAAUGGUAAGGUCAAAGACCUGUAG